CACAGCCUCUUUCACUUUCGUUUCUGCCUGCUGAGAGUUUGCUAUCAUCUUCCCUCUUUGAGAAGCGCUUUGCUGGCAGGUUUCACAAGCAGAGACACUGGCCCGGAGCUGCUGAGCCAGGCAGCCCCACAGCACAGGGCAGGAGAAGGUCUGGGGGCCAGCAGUGGAGCCAGAGGAGAUGCCCAGGUUCACCUUUUGUGAGAGGAGGGAGUUUGGGGAUCAGUUUGUGCAGCUCCUAAAAGACACAGGCAGAGAAGCUGUGAGCAGCCUGGAGGCACUGAGGAUCAUCUACAAUGUGGAGUUCAGGACCAGGAAUAAUACAAAGACGCCCAGUUUCUCCUCCGUCCUGUACACACUGAGAUGGAGUGGCGGGGCCGAGGUGCGGGGAGACUUUGUGCGCUUCGGAAAGGUGAAAAAGAAAGUGAAGUUUAGAGAUCAGUACUGGACACCAAGGCCAGAGGAGCCCCGCACAGACAGCCAGCAGGCAGGCACCGAUCAGCCUCCCCACAGAAGACGCGCCAAGGAGAGAGCGGAGUUCAUUGGUGGGAAACAUGGAGUGGAGAUUCUCUCCGAGCACAACCAGGGGAAAGGGCGCAUCCGCUUCCCCAUCAUGCCCAACGAGCCCACAACAGCCAGCAUUUGGGUUCAGAACAAGGGCACAGAGGAAGUGACGCUGUUAGGGUACAGGGCGCUUCGGAAGCAGCGUGAGAUCACCUUCCACGAUGAGAGCAAGGUGACCAGACAGCAGCCCCAGGUGUUGCAGCCAGGAGACUCUUACUUGAUCAAGGCGCAGUGCCUGACUCAGCACUAUGGUUACUUCUCCGUCACCGUGCUGUUCGAGUUCACCAAGGAGCAAGACGGGCCCUUCAGCAUUGGGUGGUUCGUGUCAGCCAUAGCCAAGAGCCGGCUGGCUGAGGAGCUGGGGCCCACUGCACCAUACAGGUCUUACCAGGCCGACCUGAGGAAGACAGUCACAGUCACCACAGAGGAUGGCAUCCCUCCCGACAGCUCCCAGCACCCUGAGCUUGAGCAGCUGAUCCCGCUGGGCCGCUACAACUACCCGAAAGACCUGCAGGACAUGGUCAAUACUGAGCGCAGCAGGCUGCGGAAGUCCCUGGCGGCUGAGCUUCAGUUUGAGAACUACCAGGAGAAGUUCCAGCUGCUGCUGCACCUGGAGGAGCUCCAGAUGGAGGUGGACAUCCGGCGCUAUGAUAUGCGGGACAUCCCGAUGGUGAAGGACACUCAGAACAAGAGGCUGCUCCUCCUGGAGGUCCCUGGCGUGGCAGAGAACCGCCCGUCCGUGCUGAAGGGCGAUCACCUGUUUGUCACCCGGAGUGAGCAGCGCGACUUGCCCCAGCUCAUCCAGUACAAGGGCUACGUGCACGCCGUGGAGCUUGAAAGGAUCAAGCUGGGCUUCUCCCCCAACCUGCUGGCGAGCUUUGUGAAUAACCUGAAGUUCGAUGUGACCUUUACCUUCAACCGGCUGCCGCUGCAGGUGCAGCACCGGGCCGUGGAGCUGGCCAAGAAGAGGAACUUGGGCGAUAUCCUCUUCCCAUCAUUUUCGUACAGAGAGUCCCUCCUCCACGAGGGAGGCCGGCUCAGGCUGUUUGACCGGAGCCUGGAGACCAACCAGGAGCAGUACGAUGCUGUGCAGCAGAUCAUGACAGGGAUGUCCAGGCCGGCACCAUACAUCAUCUUUGGGCCGCCAGGGACCGGCAAGACCGUCACUGUGGUGGAGGCCAUCAAACAGGUGGUCACGUGCAUCAAGGACUCCCAUGUCUUGGCCUGUGCACCGUCCAACAGCGCCUCGGACCUGCUGUGCCAGCGCCUGCUGAAACACCUGGACAAGGGCAGCAUCUAUAGGAUCAACGCCAGCAGCAGGGACUAUCGCCAGGUGCCGGAGGAGAUCAAGCCGUGCUGUAACUGGGACGAUGCCCAGCAGUGCCACGUGUACCCAAGCAAGGAGAAGCUGCAGCGCUACCGGGUCAUCAUCACCACCCUGGUGACAGCAGGACGGCUGGUAACGGCCCGCUUCCCUGACGGCCAUUUCACCCAUGUCUUCAUCGACGAGUGUGGCCACGCAGUGGAGCCAGAGUGCCUGGUUGCCAUCGCAGGAAUUCUGACAACAAUGGACCGGGAGACCAACAUCAGUGGGGGGCAGUUGGUGUUGGCAGGAGAUCCCAAGCAGCUGGGUCCGGUCCUGAGGUCCCCACUGGCCAUCGAACACGGGCUAGAGGUCUCGCUGCUGGAGAGGCUUAUGCUGCACAACUCCCUGUACCAAAAGGGAGCCGAGAGCUACAACCCGCAGUUCGUCACCAAGUUACUGCGGAACUACAGGUCCCACGCCGCCCUCCUCGAGAUCCCCAACCAGCAGUUCUAUGACGGGGAGCUGCAGGAGUGCGCUGACCACCUCAUCAGCUAUUCCUACUGUACCUGGGAGGAGCUGCCUAUGCAGGGCUUCCCAAUCAUCUUCCACGGAGUGUCCGGGGAGGACCAGCGAGAGGGUAACAGCCCCUCAUUCUUCAACACAUUGGAGAUCGAAGCCCUGGUCACCUACCUCAAGAAACUGCUGCAGAGCCAGGGCAAGCGGGGCCGCUCCAGGAUCUCCCCCAAGGAGAUCGGUAUCAUCUCCCCCUACAGGAAGCAGGUAGAGAAGAUCAGACAAGCCAUCACCAGAAUGGACCGAGACCUGAUGAACCUCCCAGAUAUCAAGGAGCUGAAGGUGGGCUCCGUGGAGGAGUUCCAGGGCCAGGAACGGCGUGUGCUCCUCAUCUCCACCGUGCGCAGCUGCACUGAGUACCUCAGCGUGGACGAAGAUUUCAAACUGGGCUUCCUCAAGAAUCCCAAGAGGUUCAAUGUGGCUAUCACCAGAGCCAAGGCUCUGUUAAUAAUCGUGGGCAACCCAGCCGUGCUCAGCAAGGAUACUCACUGGAACAUGUUUCUCAAGUACUGUAUAGCGAAGGGUGGGUACACGGGGUGCCCCUACGCUGAAGAGAGCACAGAAGAGGAUGCCCUUGUGCAGGAGCUUAGCUCCCUUCACUUGAGCACGCAGUCAGCAGGGAACCAGCUCGGGGAGAGCCACAUCCAGCAGCAAGUGGAGCCAGCAUGGAGACACGAGCACUGAGGCAUCGCCUGCAGCUCGUCCUACUGCCAUUUCAGCACCAGCAGGGCGUCUCCUCCCACACUCAGCAACUGCCCUCUGUCUGGUCCCCUCAACCACCUCGCUCACUGACGGGUGUUCCAAGCGCACCAGGGUGGGGCAGCGGAGGGGAACGGUGCAAGUAUUGAACUGGGAGUGUAGCCCCGACUCUAUCCACUAUCCCAACGCCCACCUCUCACAUGGACCCAGCCCCGUCUCCUACCCAUUAGCCUGGCACCCACCUCUGCCCUAGUCUAGUCUAUGUAGGCGCCUCCCUGUAGGAUCUGUCCCAGCUCUGGGGCCCGCUUGCUAACCUGAGCCAGUGAGAUUGUGUAACUCUUGGAAGCACAAGGGUAGCUUGACAUGGAAACUGCCUGGCCGUGUGAGGGGUUUGCACCCUCUCUCCCCAUCCCCUCUCUGCCCAUUGUAGGGAAGGGGAGCUGCAGCAGGAAGCCCUGCCUAUUUGCCGGCAUUGCCACACAAUGGUUUAAACAACGAUUUUACAUCCAAUUUGUGGGAAAAGACUCAAAAAAAAAA
Gopherus evgoodei (Goodes thornscrub tortoise) is the source of this 3676-nucleotide messenger RNA. It is a transcript of the gene MOV10, whose product is annotated as Mov10 RISC complex RNA helicase. The record is from RefSeq and is a predicted model, not a curated record. The transcript has 22 exons. Bases 179 to 3124 code for a protein of 981 amino acids. Lineage: Eukaryota; Metazoa; Chordata; Testudines; Testudinidae. Gene Ontology annotation, molecular function: RNA binding; 5'-3' RNA helicase activity.